Anoplophora glabripennis (Asian longhorned beetle) is the source of this 1872-nucleotide messenger RNA. Its product is annotated as dnaJ homolog subfamily C member 8-like. The record is from RefSeq and is a predicted model, not a curated record. Lineage: Eukaryota; Metazoa; Arthropoda; Insecta; Coleoptera; Cerambycidae. The coding region runs from base 64 to 795 and encodes 243 amino acids. Gene Ontology annotation, cellular component: nucleus. The transcript is spliced from 4 exons.
AGUACAAAUAAAUAACUACGUACAAAUUUCUAUAUUUUAGGUAUUUACAAAUAAUUCAAGAACAUGACGGGCACCGCGAGCGAGGUGAAAUUCAACGAAUUUUACACCGAGGUGAAAGAAAUAGAGAAACGCGACUCUGUCCUAACUCCCAAGCAACAGAUCGAGCGGUUGUUGAGGCCCGGAUCGACCUACAGAAACUUGAAUCCUUUCGAUGUAUUACAGGUAGAACCCGAUACAUCGCUCGAAGAGAUGAAGAAGAAAUACAGGAGGCUGUCUAUUUUGGUACAUCCGGAUAAGAACCAGGACGAUCCCGACAGGGCCCAGCAGGCUUUCGAGGCGGUGAAUAAGGCCUGGAAGACGUUGGAGAACGAGGAGACGAGGAAGAAGUGUCUCGAUACCAUCGAGGAAGCCGUCGGGCGCACGGAUCUGAUGCUUGCAGAGAAAAGAAAGAAAGCUAAAAAAGAAGGGAGAGAUGGCAUUCCGGAGGACGAUCCCGCCAAAUAUAAACAUGCCAUUUAUGUCCUCACAAUGAAACUGUUUGCAGAUAUGGAACGGAAACGUAGGGAGUUGGCCGGACGGGACCAAGAGGAGAGGAAGAGGAAGCGCGAGGCCGAGAUAGAGGAGGAGGAGAACGCCAAGGAGCAGAAGGAGUGGCAGAAGAACUUUGAGGAAUCCCGUCAGAACAGAGUGGAGAGCUGGCAGUCCUUCCAGGCGAACAUGAAGAGCAAAGAGAAAAAGUCGAGCAAGAAGGUGAAAUUGUUCAGGCCGCCCAAGAACAAGCCCGAGUCCAGAUAGGACGCGGCGCCCAACGAAUCGACCGUUGGCGAGUUUACUCGGAAGCAAUCUUUUUCUUUGAUCAGGAAUUGAGUUUCUGUUCCUGCGUUCGAAGGACUACGUCGUAUUUCGAUGUUGGAUGAUUAGUGUACUUUUUAUUUUGAAUGUAAAUUAACGUUAUUUGACUUUUUCACUUUGCAGGAACAGGCUUAAGUUUUUGGACAGGGCAUAAUUUUGAAUAGGGGUCAUGUUUACGUGUUGACUAUUUUUCACGCUGAAAUUUAUUGAUCAAGACACAUAAACACAUCGUACUGUAUUUUUUUUCGAAAAACUCAAUUUUUGCAGAAACUAUCAAAUAUUUUGCAAUUUUCCGUAAAAAAAUCUUUUUUUGUGUUGUGAUAUCACAUCAGGCAUAUUAUUUUUGUUUUAAUUUUAUGAAACGGCAAAAGUAAUUGUUUUGAACCAAAAAUUAGUUUUUUCGGUCCACAAUGUUUACAUUCAAUCAAGUUUGUCGCUGCCCAGUGACGGUGUAGACAAGAUUUUAGACGUACCUUAAUUGUUUUGAAUAGUUUUCUGGGGAACACCUACUAUUAUCUCUAAAAAAAUUUACCCCUCCUUAGAGUUACACCCUGCAUAGUGAUGGAAUAAUAAUAGUUCAAAUCUAGUAACCAGAUCCCUCCCGCGAAGUUAAUUAUUAGCGUACUUUUACAUUUUCUGCGUCUCGGCCUAGGCAUUUUUUUGGGAGACGGAAGACGCAAAUGUAAUUUUUUUAAAUAUAUUGUUUGUUAUGUCUCAUAAGAAAAUUGUACCAGUAAUUAAGAAUUUUGUAAAUAGGCUCCGAUCGCAACUUUUUAUUUAUUUAAGAUUUUAACAAUAUCGUGUUUCUUUAAUUAAUUUUUUAGUCCAUUUUUGGGAAUAUUUUGUACGGUGUAAGUUUUUGGAAAAUUGCAGAGAAAUGUGUUUUUUUUUUAUUCAAGUUUUGGGGUUGUUAAAAAAAAAUGACUUGUCCAUAUGCCAAAAACUUCCACUAUUAUUUUAUUAUUAUUAUUUUUUAUAUAAUUACCAUUAAAUUAUUUAAAUAAAUUAUAUAUUUCUAUA